Molecule: messenger RNA, 456 nt
Organism: Aspergillus nomiae NRRL 13137
Lineage: Eukaryota; Fungi; Ascomycota; Eurotiomycetes; Eurotiales; Aspergillaceae
Product: putative RecQ-mediated genome instability protein
Exons: 1
Coding region: 1-456 (151 amino acids)
Source: RefSeq, a predicted model, not a curated record
AUGGCCAAUCCCGAAGAACAAAUCGCCGCCCAGCUCCUGAGCAGCAAGUCACUUCCGGUCUCAGCAGCAUGGCUCAGUAAUUUCAUUGACUCGACUGCGCACCAGCGAAACGUGCCCCUCUCGGCCUUGACCCAGACGGCCUUAUUUCGCAUCCUUGCAUCGGACUUUAGAGAUUCUCUCUCCACACGAACACCGUCGUCGCUCCUUCCCGUCGACGUCUUAGACCCCACCGUACAAGAAAGACGACUCCAAAGCUUGAUCCCUGUCCAGGUCCUCGAUAUCGAGGACAUCGGCGCGAGUCUCUGGAGCCAAGUGGAAGCCAUUGAGCGCGUGGAACGCGGAGAGGCGAUCCGAGGACGGGAGAUUGUGCGGACGAUUAAUGUGGACGCAGACCCGGAGCAGAACGCGGAGUACCGGUGGGAAUCGUACUUCUGCGCAGCCAGAAACGGGAAAUAG